AUGCAAUUUCUAGAUCACUGGCUUUAUUAUUUAGCCACAUUACUACAAACAACAAUACAAUCACAGGUCAACAGACGACGACAGCCACACAAUUCAACUCAAGCGAACAUGUGGCGGAUAAUCUCAAUAGUCAGUUAUUUGACUUUACCAAAUCGAACAUCGAUUUCUGCAGCACAAAAAUUGAAUACUUUCACAUCUGAUAUUACUCUAAAUUUAGAAAGUCAAAAUAAUGAUGACAGUACGCUGUCAACGUUCUAUUUUUUACCAUCCAUUCUCUUUAAAUUUGCUGUUCAAAACGAUUUAAAGGUUAUUGUUUCACCCGUGGUUGGGGGCUAUGUUGAUCAAACAAAAAUCAGAUCUGUUAAUGCGACAAUGACAUUCAAAUACAAAAAUGAUCAGCAAUCACCUGGUAUAACCAUCUAUCAACAAGUACAGCAAAAUAAACAAAAUAUUAUAUCAAAUGGUUCAACGGAUGGAUUGUCGAGGCAACCGACGACACAGAACAUAUGGAUUCGUGUGAUUACGAAUAAACAUAUGAUCUUUGGUGUGUUCAUUUCAUUUCUAUUGGCUUUAAUACCAACAAUAACCGCAGCUGCCCUAACUUCAAGUUUCACGCAGAAAAUCAUUAUUCAAUAUAAAACAAUAUGUUGGUUCAACAAAAGUUAUUUGAUCGGUUUUGUGACAAUACCAGUAGCAAUAUUUGUGACACUAAAUAUACUUAUCAUUGUUAUAAUUACCGUUUAUCAUCUGUCUAAAGCUGUACGAUCUCACUCAUCUGUUAUGGUUACAAAACAACGAAUGCGUAUGGCUAGAUUUGUUUGCUUCAUCUCCUGUAUAACACUGGGUAUUGCAUGGAUGAUUGGGCCCUUGUUAAGUAUGUUUACGUCUUCGUCAACAUCGGACGCGGGUAAGGAGGCAGCACAAUGGAUAUUUACAUUACUCAUUGGUUUAGAAGGAGUAUGGACUUUGCUAGCUUACUUAGUCACGGUAAUUAGACGUCGACUGAGACCUAGACGAUUUGAGGCUCCUAAAGAACUUACUUCAAUAUGCUCAGACGUGCAAAAGUGCAAAUAAGAUUGCAGCUACUUCUUUCAAUUUCUUUCUUUCGUUGUUUUAAAACUUUUAUUUUCAUUUUUGAGAAAUAUAAGAUAAAAAAAUAAUAUACAAAUCAAUUAUGAUGAACGACAAUACAACAACAUGAUUUUCAUUCUUAUAAAUAUAUCUGCGCUUUUCCCCCACACUUUUUCGUACAUUCGAUAUUUUGAUCAAAAUAAGACAUAAUCUUAGAAGUUAAAAAGAUUUGUCCUGGUUUUAUAUGAACUGUAUCUGUGAUAAGUCUUUCUUUAGAUUUGCUAGAAACAGAAGACAAAUGCCAUUAAGAUAUUGGUUUCGUCCUGAAUUUUCUUUCAUCACAUAAGUCUAACGACGAAAUCACUCUAGGUGUUUACUCGCUUUUGAGCUGAUAUUCUGGGGAUCUCUAGACUAGAGCAGCUAUAAGUUGGUUCGGUUGUCUAAGCCUUUGAAGUCGAGUUACGAAUUUUUCCAGUUUUUUGAAAAAACGCAAUGUUGCUAGAAAAAUUCGAUUUCUCAGUAACCACAAUUCUGUUGUACUGGAGGAUUUUAUUGCAACUACUAUUAUCUUCCAAAUGAAUAGUGGUUGCCAUCAUUUUUCUUAUAACUUUUUAGCGGAAGAAGAUGAAGACCUGCUAUUCCAGUGUCUUGUAGCCAGCAUGUGAUAGCAUCUUUCUAUGUAUUAAUCAAUUCUACCAAUGAGGUCUACCACAGUGUACCUCAUCGAUGUUCCAAAGGCAAGAUUACCGCUCCCUGACUUUUCAUACAAAUCUAAUGUUUGAAAAUAAGCUUAACAUAGAGCGCCAUCUAGUCUACAUAUCUGCCAAAAUCCAGCAGCUUCAUCCGCGAUCGUUCGGGCACGAGCGAACUUUUCCUGAGACACAUCAGAACCGGGUUUUUCAUGGAAACAUAGGUUAUCGGCCACGCUCAAUUGCAUGGUAGUGUUUGCUUUUCGAAAAAGCUUAAUAAAAAUAGUGAAAACCUAUACUAGACGAAAUAAUCUAUUUUUCACUAUUUUUACCGCAAAUUAAAACUUUCAUAACUCACUCAAAACUGCUCCAGAUCGCUUCCGAAUAUCAAGAUAUACUUCAUUCUUCCUGUACUGCACCAUGAACUCCAAUAACAGUUUAAAAAAACGAGCAGAAAGUACUUUGGUUUUCGAAAGGCCUUGUAGACAGCUUUGGGAAUUAGAUAACGUUUCGUACUAAUUUUUACUACUAAAUACGGUUAAGGCAAUAAAAUGGAAUAUAUCCUGGUAUUCUAUAGAAAUAGCUCUAAAAACAAAUGGAACUUUUCUUUAACUUAUAUGAUAUAACGUUAUACAGAGAGUCAACUGAGAACUUGUUGGCUGAUGAACACAUCAUAGAGUCUGACAUCAUUACAAAACUUUUAUGGCAUAUAUCACUUCUUUUAGUAUUUUGAUAAUCCUAAUCCACUCUCGUGACUCAUUCACGACGCGAUCCCGCUGUCACUACCGCGAUCGCUAUGAUAUCCCGCAUGUCGCGAUGAAAUCCUGUAUUCACAUCGCGCUCGCGCUCUAUUAUUAAACUCGGGGCGUGAUCUUAAUCAAAUCUUACUUUCAAAAAAAAUUUUUCUUUAAGAUCCACUGCGCGAUAUGUAAUUACGCCGCGCUCGCUCUGAUGUCGCGAAGUCACGGCGCAAUCUCUGUAUACUCGCGAACUCGCGGUAAGGCUCUAAAGUCUGCAUAGGUUCUUAAGAAUUCAGUAUAGUUUUCUCUUAUCGUGAUCGCUAUUUCGCGACAGGACUCCCGCUUCCGCGACAAUAACUGCGGCUAUUGCAGAACAAUCUGGCAGAUACGUCGACAGUCGUGGUUCCACGGCUCUCUUCAAGGUUAAAAACUGCUAAGGAUCAAUUAAAGUAACCGAAUUUUAAAAUUCGCAACGCGGCUCAAGCCACGUACCGGAAUUUUGUUGAACACAGUGAGUAAUGUUUUGAAUUACAAGAACGCAAAAGAAUUCUUUUUCUGUUAUUUUAAAGUAAGCAGUUAUAUAUUUGGUAUACAGAAAUAGAGUCCGCAUUUGUUUAUCAUAUAUAGACACGUGUAUGAUUGAAGAUGUGUUUUUGUUAUUCUCAUUUUACAAGUGAUACAAAAAAAAUCAGUGUACGUUAUGUACGAAACACUUCAUAUUUUCUUAAAGUGGUGUGCAGACUAAUUCACACUCGAAUUUUUUGCAGUUUAUAUCCACUUUUUUCAAUUUUUCAAAGGGAAUCGCAUGAGAAAAUAAGUAAUUUAUAUACAAAGUAAGUACACAGCAAUUUUAAGGAAUGAGACCGUAUAGAAACAUAAAUUCUUUCUACGUUGGUUGACACAAAGUUGAAAUCUUUUUGUUUAACUAUUUUGGAUAUCAAAACAGGGCGCUCUUUUUCUCAAAAUAUAUGAACUUCUACUAUAUGCAGCUUUGUUAAGUAUGUUAACUUCGCUAGGUCUCAAAAUAAAAAUGCACUAAAGUGAGAAAUGCAGCAAAGGUUGAUGUCAUCGUAAUCGUGAGUAUCCUCGGUGUAACAUCGCUUUGUCGUUGGUGACUUUCAUGAUGUAAUGAGUACCAAUGCGGUUCUGUUUGACGCACAGAGGAUUGGGGCUCAGCUAUUCCGCCUCAUUCACAGGAUGCUAGAUUGGCUCUAGCAACGAACUGAUAUUAGCGUCUAAUAUUUACGGU
Molecule: messenger RNA, 3749 nt
Organism: Didymodactylos carnosus
Lineage: Eukaryota; Metazoa; Rotifera; Eurotatoria; Philodinida; Philodinidae
Source: the annotation of a GenBank genome assembly